ACUACCAAAAAAAAAAAGAAAAUUAUAAUCCGAACCCUACGUCCUCUCGAAGCUCCGGAUGCCGACCCGAAUAUUGCUAUCGGUAACCCAUGGACGUCGAGAAAUGAGAUGUUUUAAUUCAAACUCCGAAUCUGUGAUUCAGGACUAGCUUCGAGAUCUCGAGAAUUUCAUCUGUGAUCGAGAAAGGGUUGAGGCUGCCACGAUUCCAGAACCUGCUUGCCGCCGCGCCGUCAAGGACUUGCCCGCAAGGAUCGAGUCAGGCGCUGCCGCCGAUCAGGAAUCCCUCGAAAGCAUCGGCCAAGCUAUCGACAACGCCUGGUGAACCGUGACCGACAUUAUUGUUCACGGGGGACAAACAGUUAAAAGCCCAUCUCCCCAGCCGCCCAUCCCUUCUGUCUUCGUAGGCAACCAACGCAAACCAGAAGCUCGAAGGACGAAGCCGACUGCCUAAACCAAAUUGGAAAGAGAGAGUGCCGAUUGCCGAGAGACGCAGCUACACCCUCCAGGGCGGGAAGCAUCCUUCUGCUUGUUAUUGCACUCCCAAAAUCUCUCCAUCCAGCCUGCUCGUUCAAGAGUUAAAAGAUGGGGUACAUGGGGGCACACGGAAUAGCAGCAUUGCAUCGUUACAAGUACAGCGGAGUGGACCACUCUUAUGUAGCCAAGUAUGUGUUGCAGCCCUUCUGGAGUCGCUGUGUCAAUUUCUUCCCUCUCUGGAUGCCGUAAGCCCAAUAUGAUUACACUCACUGGAUUUUUGUUUUUAGUCACUUCUGCAUUGCUUGGCUAUAUAUAUUCCCCUCAAUUGGAUUCACCACCUCCAAGAUGGGUUCAUUUUGCACAUGGCUUACUUCUCUUCCUUUACCAGACAUUUGAUGCAGUAGAUGGAAAACAAGCAAGACGAACAAAUUCAUCCAGUCCAUUGGGAGAGCUUUUUGAUCAUGGAUGUGAUGCACUUGCCUGUACGUUUGAAUCCUUGGCCUUUGGGAGCAGUGCUAUGUGUGGACCAGCUACUUUCUGGUUCUGGUUUAUAUCAGUUGUUCCGUUUUAUUGUGCUACAUGGGAACAUUAUUUCACCAACACACUUAUUCUCCCGGCAAUAAAUGGUCCUACUGAGGGUCUCAUGCUGAUAUAUCUUGCCCAUUUUUUUACUGCUUUAGUUGGUGCCGAGUGGUGGGCUCAAUAUUUCGGGAAGUCGGUGCCAUAUUUGAAUUGGGUUCCAUUUAUAAACGAAAUCUCAACAGCUAGAGCUGUGCUGUUUCUCAUGAUAGUCUUUGGUGUUAUACCGACAGUAUCAUUCAAUGUGCAAAACGUGUACAAGGUUGUUAAGGCAAGAAAUGGAAGUAUGCCACUAGCUCUGGCUAUGCUUUAUCCAUUUUCUGUGCUGGUUGGAGGAGUCCUUCUAUGGGAAUACAUAUCUCCAUCUGGUUUGAUGGGGAAGUACCCACAUUUGUUCAUUGUGGGAACUGGUCUUGCAUUUGGGUUUCUCGUGGGAAGGUUGAUUCUGUCUCAUUUAUGUGAUGAACCCAAGGGCCUGAAAACUAGCAUGUGCAUGUCUUUGAUAUAUCUGCCUUUUGCCAUAGCUAAUGCGCUCACUGCCAGACUUAAUGAUGGCAUUCCAUUAAUUGAUGAAUUCUGGAUUCUCCUUGGAUUUUGUGUCUACUCUGUGUCGCUAUAUAUGCACUUCGCUACAUCAGUUAUUCAUGAAAUAACAACAGCUCUGGGAAUCUAUUGUUUCAGGAUAACAAGAAAGGAGGCUUGAUACCCUCUUUUUUUCGGGUCAUUUUGAUGAGAGGUUGAAAUAUAUGGAAUCGCUCUUCAUGGCAUAGCUUUGGGAGCUUAAAACGGCCGACCUGUAAGCGGGAUGAAGAUAUAACGUUACUUGCGUGUGGUGUUCUGUUUGACGAGUUUUAAUAGGGUAAUGUGCUCAGUUCAAUUUUUGGCAGUUCCUUGUUAAUUAAGAAGGGUUUGUUCUACUGGUUUCCGUCUUUGAGUUCAUGAUUUUAUGACAAUGAAUAUUUGGGAAGGCUUGUUUAAAGCUAUGCCGGAACUCGGGUAGAUCGAAUGGGUCUUCAUUGUUUGGUUUUACCUUUGAAAAUAUUUUCUUGGCAUUUUCUGAGUUCCUCAUUUCAAUUCGAGCUCCCAUCUAGUAGCGUACGACUGUAUAAGUUAUA
Molecule: messenger RNA, 2168 nt
Organism: Cuscuta campestris
Lineage: Eukaryota; Viridiplantae; Streptophyta; Magnoliopsida; Solanales; Convolvulaceae
Source: the annotation of a GenBank genome assembly